CCUUUCUUUCUGCAUAUAUCAUCAUUCUACAUAAUUUCAAUUUCGUGGACUACUAUCUACAACAACACUAUCUACCUCAUCCGAAAUGGCGUCUACGUUCAGUUUCGGCUUCUCCGGUGAUGAUAUCGAUGAAGAAGACGCUGUGUUGAAUAAUCUCAGCGCCGGAGAUGCCCCAGCUCAAGGUCAAUCGGCUACAGCUGAUCUUCCUAGGUUGGUACAGGCUGAGAAGCAUAAUAUGAGGGAAUGGCUGUCGGAUCUUCCAUCCCAGAUAUUCUACAACAGACUCCCUAUCCGCACCUCCAAGGGAAGAUCUCUGAUAGUGGCUCGCCGUGAAGUAUUUGACAUCCGUGCCCAACUCAUGGCCGAGGACAGCGUUGGCCAGGAUCAUGGGGAACUAAUCGCCGGUCUUGAAGAAGGCGAUCUUAAACCGAAUUUUUAUGAGGGCGGUUUCAAGACAUGGGAAUGUGCGUUGGAUCUGGCGAAAUUGGUCGUUGACGAGGACUUUGGAGGAGUGACGGCGACUACCUCAGAAGAAGAUGCAAAUGGAGGACCAGAAGAUUUCCAUAUUAUCGAGUUAGGCGCAGGGACUGCAGUGCCAUCACUUGCACUCUUUGCGGAAUUGCUUUCACAGCCGCAUCCAGGUGGGCAAGGAACGCGCAGAAGAAGAACCCAUUUCACCUUUGCAGAUUACAAUGAUGACGUUCUUCACCUUGUCACUCUGCCAAAUCUUCUUCUGACAUGGAAAAAUAGCAUCUCAUCUCAGGAAGCAUCUGAAGCAUCAACCACAGGUCAUCAUCCAGAGACACAUCCCCAGAAGCAAGAGGAUGAACUAGACAUCACGGCAGAACUCGUAGAAAGUUUUCAACGAGAUCUAGCAGACCGAGACAUUGUGGUCAAUUUCAUAUCUGGCGCAUGGUCGUCGGCAUUUGUGGACUUGGUGUUACCCUCAACCAACAGAGGGAAGAAAUUUCAGACUUUAAUUCUCGCCAGUGAGACGAUAUAUUCACCGUCAUCGCUUGGUGCCUUCUCCGAAACGUUACUAGAGCUGUUGCACAGAUCUACAACGGCAAAAAACACAAGUAGGGCACUAGUAGCAGCAAAGAAAGUCUAUUUUGGAGUUGGCGGUGGUGUGGAUGAAUUCUUGUCAGUAUUAAAGGAUGUCGGGGGUGAUAGGUUGGAUAUCCAAGAGAAACGAGAUAUCAAAAUGGAGGGAGUUGGCAGGCUGAUCCUGGAGAUUACUGAAUCUGAAAGAUGA
This is a messenger RNA of Monascus purpureus, 1255 nucleotides long. Lineage: Eukaryota; Fungi; Ascomycota; Eurotiomycetes; Eurotiales; Aspergillaceae. The record is from the annotation of a GenBank genome assembly.